CCUUGUUAAAAAUGUGCUGACCUCCCCCCGCCGCCGCGCCUGUGAGGAAAGAACCUUCGCCAGCGCUGUAGAGUGACACAACGUUUUCCGUACAUCCCCUUCCCGCAAAGCCGUUUUCAUUCUGUUUAACAUGGUGUAGGUCUUGGUAGUAGUCGAGGACUGUGCCUGAUAAAGCAGAAGCUUUCUUUGGAAAAGUGGACAGAAACCAAGCAAGCAGGUUUUUGUUUUGGUGUUGGUGGUUUUUUUUUUUAUUAUAGGGGAAAAUAAGAAAAUUUCUGGUUGCUGCUGCUUAAUAGAAAGUGAAGUUAGCAACUCGGAAAGCCCUCUGCUUUUCUUUUCAGAAUCUUCCUUGGAGACAAAGGAUGGCAUAUGCUAAGGGCAGGGGGAGAGCAGGGAAACAGAGUGGCUUCGAUGCUGGUUCUCUAAUAGAGAACCCAAGGUCAGAACAGCAAGAGCUGUCUCUUACACAACAAGGAGGCAGCUGGCAUUCCAAGAUGCUUGUUUUGUAUUUUGAGAGUAAAUAUUAUUAGAGAUUACCUUUCUCCCUUCUUAUGGGCCACACAGUACAUUUUACCCUGCUCUUUCUUAAGACUCUUUCUGGGGAUCCCUCCUUUUCUUAAGGCUUCGAAGCUGAAGCCAGGCUGAUUGGCUUCUCAAACGCAAAUAUUUUACUAAUUGUUCUGCUUCUGAAUUUUCAAACUAUGCACAUUUGAACCUAACACUGAGUUAAAUUAUUUUUGUGGAAUGUAGAGCUGUCAGUAAAGAAGCAUGUACAGAAAUGCAUGCUUACAAAACCCUUGCCCCUUUCCAGUCUGGUACUGGUUAUUUUCUGUUUUCCUUUUGCAUGCCACUGACUUUUUUUUGUAAGACUUAAGAGAUGCAAACUGUAUUGAAAAUUGGGUCUCUGUUCAGAAACUUACUGGGCCUGCUGAGCUGCAUAGUUGAGAAGGAGUACACAGUACUUCUCUCACCAUCUUUGGCAUUAUUCAGGGCUAGAGGAAGCUGUCUAUAGGAACAUCCAGGCAUGCAAAGAACUUGCUCAAACCACCCGUACAGCGUAUGGACCAAAUGGAAUGAACAAAAUGGUUAUCAAUCACCUGGAGAAGCUUUUUGUUACAAAUGAUGCUGCUACUAUCUUGAGAGAGCUGGAGGUCCAGCAUCCUGCUGCAAAAAUGCUUGUGAUGGCUUCCCACAUGCAAGAGCAAGAAGUAGGAGAUGGAACAAACUUUGUCCUUGUUUUUGCUGGAGUUCUUCUGGAGUUAGCAGAGGACCUUCUGAGGAUGGGGUUAUCAGUGUCAGAGGUGAUUGAAGGGUAUGAAAAGGCUUGCAAGAAAGCCCUGGAAAUUCUUCCAGACUUGGUGUGCUGUUCUGCAAAGAACCUUCGAGACGUCGAAGAAGUGGCAUCUUUGUUGCACACUUCAGUGAUGAGCAAACAAUAUGGCAAUGAACAAUUUUUGGCAAAGCUUAUUGCUCAGGCCUGUGUUUCUAUUCUUCCUGAUUCUGGUCAUUUCAACGUUGAUAAUAUCAGAGUGUGCAAAAUUGUGGGUGCUGGUAUCUCUGCUUCCUCAGUACUGCAUGGAAUGGUUUUUAAAAAAGAAACUGAAGGAGAUGUUACUUCUGUCAAAGAUGCAAAAAUAGCUGUGUAUUCCUGCCCUUUUGAUGGUAUGAUAACUGAAACUAAGGGCACUGUACUUAUAAAGAAUGCUGAAGAACUGAUGAAUUUCAGUAAGGGAGAAGAAAACCUAAUGGAUUUGCAAGUCAAAGCCAUUGCUGAUAGUGGUGCAAAUGUAGUAGUAACAGGUGGCAAAGUGGCAGACAUGGCGCUUCAUUAUGCCAACAAAUACAACCUUAUGUUAGUCAGGUUGAACUCAAAAUGGGAUCUGAGAAGACUCUGCAAAACUGUUGGUGCAACAGCCCUACCCAGACUGACUCCCCCUACUCUAGAAGAAAUGGGUCACUGCGAUAGUGUCUAUUUAUCGGAGGUGGGGGAUACGCAAGUUGUUGUAUUUAAGCAUGAAAAGGAGGAUGGUGCCAUUUCCACUAUACUUAUUCGUGGAUCUACAGACAAUCUGAUGGAUGACAUAGAGCGAGCAGUGGAUGAUGGUGUAAACACUUUCAAAGUACUCACAAGGGAUAAACGUCUUGUUCCUGGAGGUGGUGCAACAGAGAUUGAAUUAGCCAAGCAGAUCACAUCUUAUGGAGAGACUUGUCCUGGGCUUGACCAGUAUGCCAUCAAGAAGUUCGCUGAGGCACUUGAAGCCAUUCCUCGAGCACUGGCAGAAAACUCUGGAGUAAAGGCUAAUGAGGUCAUCUCCAAACUUUAUGCUGUGCAUCAGGAAGGGAACAAAAAUGUUGGAUUUGAUAUUGAGGCUGAAGCUGCUGCUGUGAAGGAUAUGUUGGAAGCUGGUGUAUUAGACACAUACCUUGGAAAAUCCUGGGGUAUCAAACUAGCGACAAAUGCAGCAAUAACUGUGCUAAGGGUAGAUCAGAUCAUCAUGGCAAAGCCAGCUGGUGGCCCUAAACCUCCAUCAGGAAAGAAAGACUGGGAUGAAGACCAAAAUGAUUGAACAGUUUAACUGUACUUGUUAAGUGACAUGAUUACGAGUUUUUUAAUACUCCAGGUGGAGCCUGUCAUCAUAUUUUGCUCUGUUGCCUUUAAGUUAUGAACUGUGUCCAAGGGAGUGCAGAACUUUGACCACUUCAAUAAACAGUAGUCACUGUUAAAAUGUUAACUGCC
Molecule: messenger RNA, 2737 nt
Organism: Egretta garzetta (little egret)
Lineage: Eukaryota; Metazoa; Chordata; Aves; Pelecaniformes; Ardeidae
Gene: CCT8
Product: chaperonin containing TCP1 subunit 8
Exons: 15
Coding region: 1074-2567 (497 amino acids)
Biological process (GO): protein folding
Cellular component (GO): chaperonin-containing T-complex
Molecular function (GO): ATP hydrolysis activity; ATP binding; ATP-dependent protein folding chaperone
Source: RefSeq, a predicted model, not a curated record